AUGGCGUCAUACGUCAUCCUCCCAGAAUCCACCAGUCACGUCACUAAUGCAAAAAUAGCCCCAGAGCGGGCGGGAAUCCCGGCAGUGAUCGCUGACGUAGCAAAUUUGUUCCAUCAGCGCAAACUGCCGGGCUUUAGUGUGACAGCAAAUUGGCCUUGUCAGCAAUCAUGUUCGUCCGUCUCCCGGAGAGCCGGGUGCAGCAAGCUGCGCUUCCUGUGUGGCCUGUACGGGGCUGGAGGAGCCUCCUCCACCAGCUUGGUCCCCCCGUUGCUGCCAGUGCACCACCACAGGAGAGGCUCUGCUCGGGUACAGGCGCGACUCCGGCACCAUCCAGACCACGGCUCGCGGCGCCACCUCAGCUCGGACCUGCACAUUCGGACACCUCAGGGCGGAUGGGGAGCAGUAGAGCCACCAGGACCAGGCAAUCCUAGUCUGUACCGAACCCGGGACACGAACAGAACCAAGGGUAGAGAUGCCGGGAGGGGCCUGCAAAGCAUGUCAGGGCAACAAGUGUACGAAAUUCAGCCAGCAGGAGGCAGGGGCGGGGUUCUUAUUCCUCGGCAGGCUUCUCAGCUUAUCCGGUGACGACAAGCCUUCCGGCGGCGGCGGCGGCUCCAAGUCCGGAGGGGCGAGUUCCGGCGGGUCGAACAGCGGCUCGUCCAUGAGUAACAAGCAGUGCAAGUGUGGCCACACGUACGCACAGCAUGCCUGAAGCUGCUCCAGCAAACCGACACACUCCCUGACCAACGCAUCUUGUCUUGGUGACGCAAUCAUUGAUAUAGAGGAUGUAACUCUCUACUGAUGAUAAGAGAGACCAAGAGCUCAAGGUGUACCUCAGGGGGUUGCCUAGUUACUAUUUUAUUGUGAAACAAAGCUUUCCAAGUUCAACGUUUGCCUUGCCAUAGAUACAAGAACACUGCUUCCAUAUAUCGUUACGAACUUGAUAUACAAAAUGACAACAAUAUCACAUCAACUCUGACCCGCCAGUAUGCUGACGUUGUUUUGUUGUCAUCUGGUGGGCUGGGUUGUUGGUUUAGGUUUUGUAAUGUUAACCCUUCCUUAUCCUUACUGUCUUCUCAACCAACCUGUCUCCAACGAGCUUUGAGGACUUCCUUUGUACAAGAAUAAGUACUAAAUCAUCAGGUAUGCUGUUGCACUGACACAGAAACUUGACCAAUCAGUUCAGCACUAACCGCAAUCGACACAAACGCUCCGUAACGAUACAAACCGAACAUGGCGUGCUACGCGUACGGUGGUGAUGCUCUCUUCUCCCCGCACACAGGAGUGUGGUGAGGGGUAUUAACAAUAGUACAGUCACCAGGACACUCAGUAUAUCCUGUCAACCAUAUAAUCAGUGUUUUGUACUGAGAAUCCUAUAGCCUAGAUCAAAUCGAAUCACGUUCUUCACUAAUCCAUUUCAUCCGCCAUUGUAGACCAGUGAGUCAUCAUCAUCAUACACACAGCGUGCCCAAACCAUCAUUCCCUUCAUCUUCCAAAGAAAGAAAAAGUCAUUCUCACUUCCCCCCUUCAUCUGCCCAAAAAGCAGGUACAAUCUAUUCGGACGAGAAAAACAAACAAAAGCUGGUUCAGCCUGUAUCUU
Messenger RNA from Branchiostoma floridae (Florida lancelet), 1600 nucleotides. RefSeq lists its product as uncharacterized. The record is from RefSeq and is a predicted model, not a curated record. Lineage: Eukaryota; Metazoa; Chordata; Leptocardii; Amphioxiformes; Branchiostomatidae. Bases 1 to 585 code for a protein of 194 amino acids. The transcript is spliced from 4 exons.